AUGCCGUACAUCGAGCAGAACAUUCUUUCUCUUCCGCUGAACUAUGGAAGACUGGAGCAAGACCAUGUCAUCUACAACACAAAGCUGGACCAAAAUAGCCUCAAAGAUAAACAACUCAAGUGUGAUCAAUCCUGGGUGGGGUCUCUUUCCAUGGGCAUGAUCUUCUUCUGCUCUCCGAUUGUGAGCGUGUUCAACGACCUGUUGGGCUGCCGGGUCUUGGCUGUGGGUGGCGCCUCAGUUGGAUUUGUAGGACUCCUUGCCAGCUCCUUUGUCACGUCGCUGGACUUCCUGUACUUCACUUAUGGGAUAGUGUUCGCAUGUGGCUGCUCAUUCGCCUACCAGCCAAGUCUGGUGAUCCUGGGGCACUACUUCAAGAAGCGCCUGGGCCUGGUGAAUGGCAUAGUGACGGCAGGCAGCAGUGUUUUCACCAUGGUCUUGCCUUUUAUUCUUUCUUGGCUGCUGGAGAAAGUUGGCCGUCAGAACACCAUGCGAAUCCUCUGCAUCCUCAUGUUUGUGCUCAUCUUAGCUGGUUUUACCUACAAACCCCUGAUACCUGCCAAAACCAGGAAGCGCACUGGCAGCCGCUGUCCAGGUUUGGGACAGUUCUUCAAUGUCAACAUCUGGAAGUCCCUUGGUUAUCGGAUCUGGGCCUUCGGGGUGCCUGCCGCACUCUAUGGAUACUUUGUGCCUUAUGUUCAUCUGAUGAAGCAUGUCGAAGAGCGUUUUGGCCAAGAUGCCAACAAAGAGGUGCUGCUCCUGUGUCUAGGCAUCUCGUCUGGACUGGGCCGGCUUAUUUUUGGUGUAGUGGCUGACUAUGUGCACGGGGUCAACAAGGUUUACCUGCAAGUCUCCUCUUUCCUGGUCAUUGGGCUCAUGUCUAUGAUGAUCCCUCUGUGUAAUAUCUUUGGGGGACUCAUUGCUGUCUGUCUGCUCAUGGGGCUCUUCGACGGUUGCUUCAUCUGCAUCAUGGCCCCCAUAGCCUUCGAGCUGGUGGGAUCAGAGAAUGUGUCCCAGGCCAUUGGCUUCCUACUGGGCCUCAUGUCAGUGCCCAUGACCGUGGGACCCCCCAUAGCAGGCUUUUUGAGGGACCGACUUAACAGCUACGACUUGGCCUUCUACCUUGCUGGCAUCCCUCCAAUGGUAGGUGGGGCUGUGUUGUGCCUCAUCCCAUGGGUGGAGGCUCGCCGGAAGCGACAGAAGGCUCAGGCCCAGGAGAGAGAUGUCUCCCAGAAGAUGCUGGACUCAGAAAAGGCUCAGGGAGAUGAUGACCCCCGAACAGGAGAGUCUGUCCUGUAGACAGACUAUAGCUGGGAACACCUAAGUGCUUUAUGAGAACAUGAUUUCAAUCACAAAGAAGGAGUCUCAAACUGACUGAAGUUGAUUUUAGUUUUGACAUGGAGAAUUGUACAUUUAAAUUGUGUCCAGUGGGAAGCAGCUCAGCGGCCAAUGUUUCAUCCAGCACCUAUUCUAUACAAAAUACUAUUGUUGUUUAUUAUAUAAUUGUAUAAUUAAUGAACUAAUUGCAUACUAUGUCAACUUAAUUUAUAGGUAAGUUAAAAUGUUUACUAACUUUUCACUAAGCCCUCAUCUUUCAACACUAUUACAUCAAGUAGGCUACAGCAAUAUUGUAGCAAACAAAGUGCAAAGUUGCACUGAGCUUAAGACUUGACUCAGACUUGUCCAAAGUGACUUGGACUCAAGAUAUUGUGACUUGACUACCACAUUGGUAUUAAUCAAUUGUAUUAAUACAUUUUUACAGGUUUUUAAUGCAUUGAGAUCCACUAAACCUUGGUGAGCCAUUAUUCUCUGAGGGUGGAGACUUUUCAGGGCUGGCUUACUUUAAUAAUUUCUUUAGUAUCAAAUCUCACUUUAUACUGUUCCUUCCCUUGAUCAUAUGAUGAGUUAACUGAAUAGAUGUCAAAACACCCUUAGUAUAAUUUUAUUUUUGGCAGUUCCAUUGGUGGGCAAAUGGAAAUAUAGACUACUUUACUCCCUUAUUCACAGUUAUUCACUGCUCAUUGAAAUAAAUUGGUUAGGUUUGUUUAAUAUUAAAAAGCAAACUACACUGUCAGAGUACUGUGUAGCCUAUGUGAGCACAUACUAUUCAGUCAUUUUAAAAAUCUUAAUUUGAGAUUGACCGUAACAGUAUUUCUACACAAAUUUGUGUGUAUAUUGUUUGUGUAAUGUAAUGUAGGAUGCCUUUGGAGCAUUUUUAUGACAGAAUGAUUGGAAAUCACAUGCUUGUAAACUCAUGACACAUUACCUGUAUUGGGCAGUUUUAGAUAAUUUACAGUGUUAAAGCCUUCUGCCCUUUAAUCAAACAAUAUAAGACUUAUCUGUACAUUUUAUUUCUCUGUGCCCCUGUGAAAUCCGGAGUGCUGCAGACUGCGAGUAGGUCUGAUAUCUGUCUCCAUCUACUGGCCUGGGAAACUCUUGUUUUACACAGUUUGCCUUAAUGCCCUAUUACCCUUAACUUUUCUCUGCUUUAAUAUUGGAGUUUACUUGACUAUGCUGUAACCAAAGUGCCUGACAUAUCUUCUUAUUCCAGAAUGCUGGAAGGCCGGAGUCCUCUUAUUGCAUUGUGUAUGAUGUUAAUGUUUUAUUGUCAUGGGUUUUCUAGAGAGGCUUACUUUUUAUAUACCUGUCUUUUCUGAACACAUGUUUCAAUUCAUAUUUUCAUAUUUUGAGCCCAGUAAAAUGAUUUGCAUAA
Boleophthalmus pectinirostris (great blue-spotted mudskipper) is the source of this 2710-nucleotide messenger RNA. RefSeq names its product solute carrier family 16 member 10 (gene slc16a10). Gene Ontology annotation, biological process: transmembrane transport. The coding region runs from base 1 to 1296 and encodes 431 amino acids. Gene Ontology annotation, molecular function: monocarboxylic acid transmembrane transporter activity. The record is from RefSeq and is a predicted model, not a curated record. NCBI's taxonomy places the organism in Eukaryota, Metazoa, Chordata, Actinopteri, Gobiiformes, Gobiidae. The transcript has 7 exons.